UAAACGAACCUUGCGCUUGUUUGGUCACUUUCAGUGCAGACAUCAAACCAGAACAGGGCGUAAAAAUGAAUAGCAGAGGAACUGCGCUGAGUUUGGUUCCAUCUUCUGGAGACAUUUUUCUCAGACGAACGAGAGAGACUUUUACAGUAAACAGCUAAAUGUUUAUGAUGCAGUAUUAUAUAUUAUGCGCGCAGUAUUACCACAGGGUCAGUCCUAUGUUUCAACUGCAUUGCAUAUGGCAAGACAGGAGAUAUAAACUACACCAAAGCACGCUCUAAUACGAAAUCCCCCACGAUAAUAACCACUCACUAAAACGUGACUACAAGAUCUAUUAAUCAAGUCUAUUAACGCUGAUACUGAAAAACGUUGUGUGUCUAUAUUAUACAAAAUACGGUCAUUUCUAUUAGCUCCAUUCAAAAACUUGCAUUUUUGCACCUUUUUUUAGAAUUUAUUUACCAUCCAAAAUGUUUAAGAUCCCGCCUGAAGUCUCUAAUAAACGUUGUGUACUAUACUUUUGAGAGUAUUGCUGAAUAUCUCCUCCUUUCCUCCUCGACUUUGCGAGUUAAGGGUUAAGGCAGCCAGCGCCUUACGCACAGGUGUCUCGCCAGUCCUCUAUGAAACAGCGCCUGCAAACUGUUGGCGAACUUUUUUUUUUUUCUUUAAUUAAGUUGAUAAUAACUGUAACUCAGCAGGGAUUUGCUGUCCGACUAGACAGGCCACUGUAAUUCAUGUAGUUAGAUCUUAAGUGGGUUUGCUCACCGCAGCCCUAAUCUCUUGCUGCUAUUAAACGUGGAGCGACUAACCUGGAGAGCUCUACACAUCGAGACGGGUCCCGCACGCUCCUCUUGUCGCUCUCCAUACGCCGCGUCUGAUUCCAGUGCUUAGUCAAAUAAAUACGCGCCAGCUUGAAAAGAUUUUUUUUUUUUCAGACCUUAAAGUCGUGCUAAAGUUUGUUGGAUUUUCAAGAUUUUAUUUUCGCGGUGGAUAUGUGGUGGAUGCUGUUCCCCCGAUGGAUUUGGUUUCUUCUGGGACACUGUUACACUACACUUCUUUAUAUGGACAGCUGUCGUGUGAGAGCUAUGCCCAUGUCUGUGGCAAAGGUGGUGUACUCUCACGCAGGUCUGUGCCCCAACGACCUGAACCCCAACCUGUGGGUGGAUGCUAUGAGCACCUGCAUGCGCGAGUGUGAAUCUGACCAGGACUGUGAGUCUUUUGAGAAAUGCUGCCCUAAUGUCUGUGGUAACAAGAGCUGUGUGGCUGCACGCUACAUAGACAUCAAGGGCAACAAGGGCCCCAUUGGAAUGCCAAAGGGAGCCACCUGCGACAAGUUCAUGUGCUCUCAACAAGGGUCCGAGUGCGACAUCUGGGAUGGCCAGCCUGUUUGUAAGUGCCGGGACCGCUGUGAGAGAGAACCCCAUUUCACCUGUGCAUCUGACGGCAUGACCUAUUAUAACAAGUGCUACAUGGAUGCAGAAGCCUGUUCCAAGGGUAUCUCUAUCUCUGAGGUCACCUGCAGGUACCACCUGACCUGGCCAAACACCAGUCCAAUCCCAGCAGAGACCACCUUACAUCCCACCACUGCGUUGCAGACCACCCUCCCGGCUGACAUCCAGCUCCCCAUCAUACACAGUGGCCCCACCCAACAGGCCGUUUUUGUGGGUGAGACAGCCAGCUUCCUGUGUGAGGUGUCUGGGAAGCCACGUCCUGAAAUCACCUGGGAGAAACAACUGAAGGGCAAAGAGAAUACCAUAAUGAGACCUAAUCAUGUCAGAGGGAACAUUGUAGUCACAAACAUUGGCCAGCUGGUCAUAUACAAUGCGCAACUUCAAGAUGCCGGCAUCUAUACAUGCACAGCCAAAAAUGUUGGCGGAAGUGUAUCGUCACAUUUCCCCUUGGUAGUCAUCAAAAGAGAAGCGAAAGGUAAGAACGCAGAGGGGAACAGUAGCAGCCUGCCAUUUCCAGCUGAAGAGUGCCUUAAGAGUCCAGACACAGAUGACUGUGGAGAAGAGAGCAUGAGCUGGUACUAUGAACCAAAGAGGAACAAUUGCUUCACCUUCACCUACAGUCAGUGCAAUAAAAACCGUAACCAUUUUGACACCUAUGAAGCCUGCAUGCUGUCAUGUGGAGGAGAGCUGGCAGCUCCCUGCAGCCUCCCGAGCCUCCAGGGGCCUUGCAAGGCCUAUGAGCCUCGUUGGGCUUAUAGCAGCAGUCUCAAAAAGUGCCAGUCCUUUGUGUAUGGAGGAUGUGGUGGCAAUGAGAACAACUUUGAGUCUAAAGAGUCCUGUGAAGAGAUGUGUCCCUUUCCGAAGAACCACAACUGCAAGAUGUGUAAACCUCGAGGCAAGAUGGUCACCAGCUUCUGCAGGAGUGACUUUGUGAUCCUGGGUCGUGUGACUGAGCUGACGGAGGAGCAAGAGUCAGGCCAUGCUUUGGUGACAGUGGAGGAGAUCUUGAAGGAUGAGAAGAUGGGUCUGAGGUUCUUUGGCAAAGAGCCCUUGGAGGUGACUCUUAUGAACAUGGACUGGAACUGCCCCUGCCCCAAUAUCACUACAGCCAAUGGGCAGCUCAUCAUCAUGGGGGAUGUUCACAACGGGAUGGCCGUCCUGCAGCCCGACAGCUUUGUAGGCUCCUCCAGUGCUCGUAAAAUCAGGAAGCUUCGUGAAAUCGUCCACAAGAAAACCUGCGAUUUCCUUAAAGAUUUCUCUACCAUCCAGUAGAGUCUUUUGAAGUGUCACGCUCACUAAAAGUCAGCUAUGUUGUUUUCUGAUUAUUCCAAGCUCCAGUGACCUCACCAGUCUGAACGACUGCCAGUAAACACAAAACUAGUAACUCAUCUGUAGCGUUUGAGCUUUUGCUCCUGUUUCAGAUGUUUUUAUUUUCUUUACUUUGUUCCUUAUUGCUCAGUAGGUUUUAGAAAAUCACUCAUCACAGUUUUUAUUGUUGUCGCAGACGAUGUUUUGUCAGUUUCUUCACAUAUGCUGUCCAUGUAGCCCUGUUGUUGUUGUUUUUUUGUUUUGUUGUUUUGAUGGCCACACCUUGGGUAUGUUGUGGGUAAAAAAGGUGGGUAGAAUAGUAUUAGUAACAAGCACUUACCCAGUACAAAGUAUUUAAUCUUUGUAACUGUUUUCUAAAAUUAUAGAUUUCCUCUCAAAAUGUUAUCUUGAAUACACUAAUAUGGUUCAUUUAGCAGUACGUUUUGAUAUGAUUGGUAUGUUUGAUUCAUGUUUUGUGAGUUAUCACAAAAUAGACAUUGUGUAACAUCGGUCCUCAGCACUUGAGCUCACAAUAAUGCAAUUUGAAAGCCUCAGUUUAUGUACCAGAAUCAAAUAAGCUCUUUGGUUCCAUAUUUUGUGGAAUCUGUUUUGAUAAGUUUUAAUUUACAAUACAGAAUAUAUAUAUAUGGACUUAUGUACUUUGUAUUUAUUUUUCUCGAUCUAUUUCUUAUAGGGCUAUGGCCAGUGGAUAUAUAUAUAUAUAUAUAUAAUACAAGCAGAAUGUCUCUCCCUCUUUGUGAAUUUAAUUACAUGGAGAACAGACAUUUUUUAUGUUAUCUAUGACAUAUUAGUGUUCAUUAAAACUUCUAUGGAACAAGGUGGCAAAAUGAAUAAAGUCGCUUUAGAAAACA
This is a messenger RNA of Scatophagus argus, 3625 nucleotides long. RefSeq names its product info WAP, follistatin/kazal, immunoglobulin, kunitz and netrin domain containing 2a (gene wfikkn2a). The transcript is spliced from 3 exons. Gene Ontology annotation, cellular component: extracellular region. The record is from RefSeq and is a predicted model, not a curated record. Bases 987 to 2717 code for a protein of 576 amino acids. Gene Ontology annotation, molecular function: protein binding; serine-type endopeptidase inhibitor activity. NCBI's taxonomy places the organism in Eukaryota, Metazoa, Chordata, Actinopteri, Scatophagidae.